This is a messenger RNA of Cylindrotheca closterium, 1803 nucleotides long. The record is from the annotation of a GenBank genome assembly. NCBI's taxonomy places the organism in Eukaryota, Bacillariophyta, Bacillariophyceae, Bacillariales, Bacillariaceae.
AUGUGCAAGCCAGAUAACAUGUCAAACCAAAUCCACAUCCACGUGACCGUCGUCAAGGACGUCCCUGCUGAGAAGCAACAGAAGUGGCUCGAAAUGGCCAAGGAGCUGGCUUCCGAGACAUGGAAAGAAGAUGGAUGCAUCUCUUACGACUUUGUUCGCAGCACAGAAAAACAAAAUCGUUUCAUCAUUGUCGAAGAAUGGGAAUCCCAAGCUCAUCUUGAUGCUCACUUCAACACGCCUCAUUUUCAAACGCUUGUACCUUUGAUGGAUGGCAUGAGUGAGACCGUCGAACUGGAUGUGAGCCAAAAAGCUUUGGCCAUCUCUCGUCAUAAUGAUACUAGCAGUGGCGUCAGUCGAAAGCAUCGAAAUGGCCGUAUUCUAGUUCUCUACGAUACUUCCUCAGGAUCUACUGCCAUGAUCGCUGACCUUAUUGCUGAAGGAGUCAAGCUUCUCGACAAGAUGGACGUCCGAGUCCGCGUCGUUCCUGGAGCCGCUGCCACUUGGGAAAAGCCGGAAACCAAGCGAGAUAUCUCGCAUCCGUUUGCUACUUUUAACGAUGUCUACUGGGCGGAUGGUAUUGCUUGCGGUACUCCCACAAACUUGGGUGGGAUCUCUUAUCGCAUGAAGCAAUUCUGGGACGAAUUCUCGCAGGCUGGAGGUUGGGGAUCGACCGACGGAAAGAUCGCUACUGCCUUUACUUCUCAAGGAGGACAUGGAGGGGGUGGUGAACUUGCCGCCAUGGCAAUGCAGACAGUCCUCAUGAACUUUGGAUUCUCUUGUUUUGGAAUUACGGACUACACCGGUUUCCUCGACACCAAUCAUUAUGGGUCGAUCAUUGCCAAGAAGCCAAGAAAUCUUGAAGACAAACGAAAGUGCCGUCGCCAAGGACUUCGAUUGGCAGAAUUCGUUGGAUAUUACAUCAAUGGAAGAGACGAAGCUAAUCCCGUGCAUACCAAAAAUGCAGACAUUAAAUUCUACAACUUUCCAGGAAUUCCAUCCCGCAGCGUUCCGUCUGACGUCUUAGAUGAGCGCACAUCAGCUCCACAUGUCUCGCUGGAAGGCAGGAGCACAGAGGCAAGGAAGGCUCUCAUCUUUACAAAGAUGGAAGACUAUGUUCAUGAUUCUACUCCUGCCAUGGCAUCAUGGGUCCUUUGCAAACUUCAGGAAUUUGGAUGGAAGGGUGUCGUCACGGACGACAAGGACUUUUUGGAAUCGGAAGAAAAGCUAUCAGCAUAUGACCUCGUCGUCUUUUUGAACAACUCUGGUCAAAUCUUCGACAAGACGGAAGCGCUCAUGAAGCAUAUUGAGCAAGGAAAGGGUGUCGUUGGAGUUCACGCUGCCAUUGCUGCGUUUCUCAAUGGAAAGGAUGCGUCCGGGGCUACCGUCAUGGAACCAACGUCCGAGAUUUUUCACACCAUCUUUGGGUCACACUUCAAGAAUCACCCACCAGUACAAAAAGGAAAGGUCUCAAUGAACUUCAAGAACGAUCUUGGGCCAAACCUUGUCUCAGUUCCUUCUGAAUUCAUGCACACGGACGAAUUCUUCAACUUUACCAAGAAUGUUUACGAUGAUCCAAGCAUUACAGUCGUUGCGUCAUUGGACGAAAGCACCACUGAUGGCGGCCUAAUGGGAGAACGACAUCCUUUGGCUUGGUACCGGAAUAUUGGCGAACAAAAGGCGCCAGUAUUCUAUUCGGCAUUGGGACACUUUUCACACUUUUACAAUGGAACCGGUGGUGCCGACAGUGAAUAUGUAACCACCAUUCUCGAGGCUGGUCUCCGAUAUUGCUGUGACAACUCAUAG